AUGUCGACUGCUAUAUCGUGGAGUCUUAUUGUGUUUUUGUCGUGGAUACGAACCGCGAUAUGUAUGGAUGAUUCUGAAAUGAAAAAGUUGGAGCAUCAACUCAGUGAUACCACGUAUUACAGACUGCAGAAUGACACCAAUUCACAUGACUAUAAACCUUUUAAACUUGAGGAUCUGGAAGCCGAAUUUCGUAACAUUAGUGAAAAGCCAGGUCUAAGAUACCACGGACAUGUGCAAACUGGAGAUAUGAACCAUCAGACGUGCUACUUCCUGCACAUGACCUUCCGAGCUGCACUCGUCGACUUCAGAACGUACUACGCUCUUCGACAGCUCUAUUUGGACAACAAAGAAUAUGAAAUCGGCUACUUAACACAUGAGAUAAUUUCUCGCUACCAAACAAUGUUGGAAGUAUUUCAUUUCGCCAUCGAGAAGUUCGAAAAGAACCAAAAUCGUAACCAGGCACCACCUACCGUCAUGUUUUACUAUUAUACGAACGUGUUGGAGCAAAGCAAAGUGAUUAUACAUCUUUGUAAUAUGCUGCACGAACUUGAAAGAAAAUACUCUUCAAAGAGGAAUGUCCUUUUUGAUGAUUACAAUUUGGAAAGUAACGCAAAGAAACGUAAUGGUAGUUCAUCAAGUCAAAAGGCGUUGGAGGAAUACUUGCAGAAGAAAGCAGACGAGAGGAAGCGGAAACAGAAGAGAUUGAAGAAGAAAAGGCAACACCCACAGUAUCUCUUCGAGUCUACGACACGGCGGGUUGUUAAAAGUUUCUGGCCGUUACACUAUGGUUGGUCUAUUGAAUAUUGGUAA
Messenger RNA from Achroia grisella, 810 nucleotides. RefSeq lists its product as uncharacterized. NCBI's taxonomy places the organism in Eukaryota, Metazoa, Arthropoda, Insecta, Lepidoptera, Pyralidae. Bases 1 to 810 code for a protein of 269 amino acids. The record is from RefSeq and is a predicted model, not a curated record. The transcript is spliced from 6 exons.